Messenger RNA from Spodoptera littoralis (African cotton leafworm), 1461 nucleotides. Lineage: Eukaryota; Metazoa; Arthropoda; Insecta; Lepidoptera; Noctuidae. The record is from the annotation of a GenBank genome assembly.
AUGUCCGAGGAAAAGUCACCGGUGCCGGUAGAAGGUCUAAAACCUAAUGAAACAUGGAGGAUCAUGAAGAAUGUGGUAGUCAUCAGCCUGGCGUUCAUGGUGCACUUCACAGCAUACAGUGGUGCAGCUAACCUUCAAAGCUCCAUAAACGCGGAGGCGGGUCUGGGCACCGCGUCACUAGCUGCGGUCUACGCUGGCCUCAUUUUCUCAAAUAUCUUCCUUCCUGUUGUAGUCAUAAAAUGGCUGGGCACAAAAUGGGCGAUUUCCCUAUCGUUUAUCACAUACAUGCCAUACAUAGCUGCCCAGCUGUACCCUACCUUCUACACCAUGAUCCCUGCAGGGCUGAUCGUGGGUCUUGGAGGCGGGCCGCUCUGGUGCGCCAAAUGUACUUACUUGUCUGUGGUAUCUGAAGCCCACAAUACGUUAUCCAACAUAUCAGCCGAGGCCCUGCUGGUUCGGUUCCUUGGCUUGUUCUUCAUGAUUUUCCAAAUGAACCAAGUUUGGGGCAAUCUCAUCUCUUCACUUGUGUUAUCAUCCGGGAACAACACGGCCGCAGUGACAGCAGUGAAUGAGUCGAUGAUUCCCGUACUUUGUGGAGCCAACUUCUUGCCUAGUGCUGAUGCUGGAGAGGCUCUGCCCACACAGCCACCUGAGAAGAUUCAGAUGAUUUCAGGAAUAUACCUCGCAUGUAUGGCCGGGGCAGCACUUAUUGUAGCUGUAGGCGUUGACUCCAUGAAGAGGUACGACUCCGGUCGCUCAGGGUCUGGUGGUGGACUGUCGGGCAUGGCUCUCCUGGCCGUGACCUUGAAGCUGAUGGCGGAACCAACGCAGUUACUACUCGUCAUCAUCAAUAUCUUCAUUGGACUGCAACAGGCUUUCUUUGGAGCUGAUUUUACCGCUGCGUUCGUGUCGUGUGCUGUCGGCACCGGCUCAGUUGGGUUCGUUAUGAUGACUUACGGGUUAUCAGAUGCUAUUGGAUGUGUGGUAACAGGAUAUGUGGCUAAGUUAACGGGUCGUCUGCCCCUGCUCUGCGGCGCGACAAUAGUCCACGCAUCGUUGUUCACGGCGGUGCUGACGUGGCGGCCUCAUGCUGGGGAGGAGUACGUGCUGUACAUCAUCGCCGUGCUCUGGGGGGUCUGUGACUCCAUUUGGAUCGUACAGAUUAAUGCAUACUACGGCCUCCUGUUCCCAGGUAGAGAAGAGGCAGCCUUCUCCAACUUCAGACUGUGGGAAUCCGUAGGCUACAUCAUAGCCUAUGUCAUAUCCCCAUAUCUGAGGACUAGUGCCAAAACGUACCUCAUGUUCGGCAUGAUGAUUGUCGGUGUAGCUUGCUACUUCAUCGUGGAGUACCAACAGCAUAUAAAGAAAAGAAAACUGGAGAACAAGAAGAAGGAUUUGUGUUAUAUUACUAAUACUACCUCUAAAGGCUGUGAUAAUAUAGCUUUUCAAACGAUAGAAUAA